Messenger RNA from Archocentrus centrarchus (flier cichlid), 947 nucleotides. RefSeq names its product leucine rich repeat containing 51 (gene lrrc51). The transcript has 5 exons. Gene Ontology annotation, molecular function: protein binding. The record is from RefSeq and is a predicted model, not a curated record. The coding region runs from base 182 to 706 and encodes 174 amino acids. NCBI's taxonomy places the organism in Eukaryota, Metazoa, Chordata, Actinopteri, Cichliformes, Cichlidae.
CGGUUGUUUCUACAGAAACGGGUUGUUGACCCUUUACAGGGUAACGCUGAGCUAAAACCAGUGUUCUGCAGUCAAUGAGCCACCGUGUCGUUAAGCAGCUGGAUAAGCUACAUUACUGUGUGGUACUUCACCGUAGCAUCAUCUCCCCCUGGCUGUGGCUGAGUCUCUUACAGGCGUGACUAUGUAUGGAGCUCCUGUGGAUUUAUCUUUUAAAAACAUCAGCAGUUUGACAGACACAUGGAUAGAGGAGCCCAACAGAGGUCUGCGGCCUUUAAAGAGAAAUUCAGAGAUGAAAUACCUCAGCUGCUCCCUGCGCCUCAGUAACAACAACAUCACUGAACUUCAUGACCUCCAGAAGACUAUCAGCCAUUUCCUGGCUGAGCCGACACAUCUCACCUGGCUGGAUCUUUCCUUCAACAAAAUCACACAUAUAGACCACGUCUUGUGUGAGCUGCGUGAACUGCGUGUGUUGUACCUUCAUGGAAACAGCAUUUUUAUUCUGUCAGAGGUGGACAGGUUGGGAGUGCUGCCACAUCUGCACUCCAUCACCCUGCAUGGAAAUGUCAUAGAAACCAACAAAAAUUACAGGAAUCGUGUGAUUUCCGUCUUGCCCCGGUUAAAGACGAUGGACUUCAGUGCUGUAACGCGACAGGAGCGAGUCUUAGCAAAGAUCUGGCAUCGGAGCGGCAAGGUUAACCUGCAGUGACUGCUGCCUCUUCUCCAGUGUGGCUUGUCUAAAUUCAUACUAUAAUCUGUUUGUCCAGUGCUCCACGUUCACUGCUGGAUCACUGAGUACUCAAUAAGUGUGUUUGUGCACAGUAACUGCCAUGUCAGCACCACUGUCAGCGCUUUAGCCAUGCAAAAACAAAAUACACAACCAGCACAAUUUACUGAAGUGAUUUAAAAAGAUUUAGUAUUAUUGUAUAAAAAAUCUGAGUGCAGUAGAA